AUGGCUGCGUGGGAGUUGGGCAGGUUUCCGAACGCGGUGUCUCGGGCCGACUUUUUACAAAAGUGCACUGAAAGCCUGUCGACGGUUUCGCCGGCAUUUGAGGCGGUCAAAUACAAAGCACCGGAGCAUUAUAACGCUGAGUUCAGGCAGACUAACAAAUGGCGCGGUCCACCCGGGACACACUCGAACGAUGUCGAUAUCGCAUGGCACGAGAUUGAACUUGGGGCUGGUGGCAUCCGUGUCACAGCUGAGGAACUGAAAUUGCUCAACAUGACCGACUCACCAGAGAUGCCAUUCCACAAAGUGCCCGAUGAGCAUGGAGGCGGUUACUUGGCAAUGCUUGAAGUCUUCCAUCUGCUCCACUGCUUGAACUCUUUAAGAAUGGGGCUUUUCUAUAAUUACGAGCACUACCAAUUCUUGGACGAAGGUGUCCCUGAUGAAAAUAUCUACAGCCACUUUGGUGAGUCUGAUAUUUCCCGGAAGCCAACGCGCGCGACCGAAUCUGACGAUACAGACCACUGCAUCGACAUGCUGAGGAUGAACUUGCAAUGCCAAGGAGAUGUAACGCCCGCUUUGUUCGUUGAUCCCCUAAACAACCCGAAACGACGAGAUGCUCUACCCAACUGGUCUUCGAUGCACACUUGCAGAGACUUCGAUGCCAUUCUGGACUGGAAUAAGCACGGCCCACGGUCGGUGCGGUGGCGCGAUGCCGGUCCCAAUCCAUCUUGGGAUCCCAGUGUUGAGGGAGCCGAGCCGCCUUUUCCGCCAGAAGGAGAGAAGGAGGAGCACCACCACUCAUAG
Messenger RNA from Colletotrichum costaricense, 801 nucleotides. RefSeq lists its product as uncharacterized. The transcript has 4 exons. The record is from RefSeq and is a predicted model, not a curated record. Lineage: Eukaryota; Fungi; Ascomycota; Sordariomycetes; Glomerellales; Glomerellaceae. Gene Ontology annotation, biological process: mycotoxin biosynthetic process. The coding region runs from base 1 to 801 and encodes 266 amino acids.